Trichoplax adhaerens is the source of this 1575-nucleotide messenger RNA. RefSeq lists its product as uncharacterized. Lineage: Eukaryota; Metazoa; Placozoa; Uniplacotomia; Trichoplacea; Trichoplacidae. Gene Ontology annotation, molecular function: metalloendopeptidase activity. The coding region runs from base 1 to 1575 and encodes 524 amino acids. The transcript is spliced from 5 exons. The record is from RefSeq and is a predicted model, not a curated record. Gene Ontology annotation, biological process: proteolysis.
AUGCAAGAACAAAGGCAAGCCAGUCAUCAACGCCGACGUCGUAAUGCUCUUAACGAAACCAAAUAUUUGGAAUUAGUUUUAGUCAACGAUAAGCGAUCCUACGAUUUAUUUAAUGGUAAUUUGACAACACUGGAAAGUCAUACUAUUCAAAUUGCUAAUGGCGUUGAUCUACGUUACAAAACCAUUCAAAUUCGUGUAGCAUUAAUUGGUAUCGUUACAUGGUCUGUGCAAGAUCCAAUUACAGUCACGGCAGACGCUUCGGCAACACUAACCAAGUUUGCUAAUUAUUCACGCCUAGUCUUAAAAUCUAUUCAUGCUUAUGAUAGUGCUCAACUCUUGACUGGAAUCAGUUUAACCGGAAAAUCAGUAUGCUAUUUAUUCUAUCUAGGUCUAGCCUAUGUCUCAACUAUGUGCCUAUCCAAUGCAGUGGGUAUUUCCCAUAACUCCAAAAAUGUUGAUCAAGUUGCCGCUAUCCUUUCUCAUGAAAUUGGGCACGUUUUCGGUAUGAAUCAUGAUACUGGACGAACUUGCACCUGUGUUUAUAAACCUAGUAGUGCCAAGAUAUGCGUUAUGUCUAGUGUACUCUCGCAGCCCUAUCCGCAAUCAUUUUCAAGUUGUAGUGUUGCAGAUUUAAAUAAGAGCCUACAGGAAGGAUUAGGCUCCUGCUUAUUUAAUCAACCUACAAAAUUAGCAACAGCACCAAAAUGUGGUAAUGGAUUCGUUGAAGUAGGAGAAGAAUGCGAUUGUGGCUCGGUAGCAGAAUGUACUAAUCAAUGUUGUAACGCCACAACGUGUAAACUCCGUGCUUCAGCAAAGUGUGCUUCAGGUCCUUGCUGUCAUAAUUGCCAGUAUAAAGCAAAAUCAAUACUCUGUCGUGGAGCGAUCAAUGACUGUGAUCUGCCAGAAUAUUGUAGUGGUAAGUCAGAAUUAUGUCCAGCUAAUAUGGUAAAACAAAAUGCGCUACAAUGCUCCAGAAAUACUGGUUAUUGCUAUAAUGGGGCAUGCUUAACCAUUGAUGCACAAUGUCGAACACUAUGGGGACCACAUAGUGCAGAUGCAGCUAGUAUUUGUUGGAAUCGGCUUAAUGUUAUGGGAAAUCAAUAUGGAUAUUGUAAGAGAUCUAGUAGUGGAGCUUAUACUGGUUGUAGUGCAGCCAAUGUUCGUUGUGGUAAACUACAUUGCUGGACUAAUGCUUCAGCGCCAGUAAUAGGUGCUACUUGGAGAUUGGCAACAGUUACAUUUACUCAGGUAGUGGAGAAGAAGAUCGCUCAAAUACCAUGUAAGAGCAUUUCAAUCGAUUUAGGUAAUGAUAUUCCUGAUCCAGGUAUUGUCAUCGAUGGAACCAAAUGUGGUCAAGAAAAGAUUUGCUUUAAUAAUGAGUGCCAAAAUAUAAAAUCAGUCUUAAAUAUCAAAGAAUGCAACCCAGCUAACUGCUCUAAUCAUGGAAUUUGUAACAGUAAUGGCAAUUGCCAUUGCAAUGCUGGAUAUGCUCCUCCUGAUUGUAGCCAAUCAGGUAAUGGCGGUAGUAUUGACAGUCAUGGAAAUCAAACAACUGUAAAUCCUAGUGUAGGUUAG